Molecule: messenger RNA, 1653 nt
Organism: Triticum turgidum subsp. durum (durum wheat)
Lineage: Eukaryota; Viridiplantae; Streptophyta; Magnoliopsida; Poales; Poaceae
Source: the annotation of a GenBank genome assembly
AUGGCGGCCGCCGCCGCGGCGCUCGCGAGCUCGCCCCUCGUCCACCUCACCGCCGCGGCCCGCCUCCGCCUCCCCAGGCCCAGGGCCUCCCCCGCGGCCUCCUCGCGGUGGGGGUGCCCGCGAGGCGCCUACCUGGACUGGAGGCCCCUGAGGCGGUGCGACCGGAUGCGGUGCUUCUCCGUCGACGAGGGCGGCGGAGGCGGGGAGGACGGGGAGAAGCGGGGCGAGGAGGAGGCGGCAGCGCCCGUGGAAGCCAAGGUGGGGGCCGCGGAGGAGCGGAGCCGCUCGGGCAGCUUCUCCUCCUCGUCAUCUCCGUCCUCUGCGACUCCUGGUGUAUCAAGCGAGCCUCCUCUUUUGAGCUUCAGUGUGGAUAAUAUCGAUACAGUUAAGUUAUUGGAACUCCUAGGCCCAGAAAAGGUUGAUCAAGCUGAUGUCAAGGCUAUCAAGGAAAAGUUUUUUGGCUACACAACAUUCUGGUUGACAAGAGAAGAACCUUUUGGUGAUCUUGGGGAAGGAGUCCUUUUUGUUGGGAAUCUCCGAGGGGACAGAGAGGAAAUCUUUGGAAAACUUCAGCGGCAGCUACGUGAACUUACAGGUGACAAAUAUAAUCUUUUCAUGGUGGAGGAGCCCAAUUCAGAAGAGGAUGACCCACGCGGGGGACCACGUGUUAGUUUUGGUUUGCUUAGAAGAGAAGUUUCUGAGCCUGGACCUACUACCUUGUGGCAAUACGUUAUUUCACUGUUACUUUUCCUUCUCACUGUGUUCUCCUGUAUUGAGCUAGGAAUUGCAUCAAAGAUAAGCAGUCUUCCACCAGAUAUUGUUUCAUAUUUCACUGAUCCAAAUGCUACUGGACCCCCACCUGACAUGCAACUUUUACUUCCAUUCGUGGAAUCUGCUCUGCCAGUGGCUUAUGGCGUCUUGGCUAUCCAACUAUUUCAUGAAGUUGGACACUUUUUGGCAGCAUACCCAAAGAAUGUGAAACUGGGCAUUCCUUUCUUCAUUCCGAACUUCACUCUUGGAACUUUUGGUUCAAUUACUCAGUUCAAAUCCAUUCUGCCAGAUCGAAAGACAAUGUUUGACGUAUCAAUGGCUGGUCCUUUGGCUGGAGCUGCACUUUCUUUUUCGAUGUUCUCUGUAGGCUUGUGGCUCUCCUCAAAUCCUGCCGGGGCAACUGAUUUAGUUCAAGUACCCAGCAAUCUGUUCCAGGGUUCUUUGUUGCUUGGACUUAUUAGCAGAGCAAUACUUGGUUACAGUGCUCUGCAUGCUGCUACGGUUUCUAUCCACCCUCUUGUGAUCGCUGGCUGGUGUGGUUUAACAACUACUGCCUUCAAUAUGCUUCCUGUUGGAUGUCUUGACGGUGGAAGAGGUUUACAGGGUGCGUUCGGCAAGGAUGCUUUAUUUGGAUUUGGCUUGACGACUUAUUCGUUGCUUGGACUUGGAGUGCUUGGGGGUCCGCUGUCUCUUCCUUGGGGCCUAUACGUGCUCCUAUGCCAGAGAACACCUGAGAAGCCAUGCUUGGACGACGUGAGCGACGUCGGCACCUGGAGGAGGGGCGCCCUGAUAGCGUCGGUGUUCCUCGUCGUGCUGAUCCUCAUCCCCCUGUGGGAUGAGCUCGCGGAGGACCUAGGUGUAGGACUUGUCAGCUCGUUAUGA